Molecule: messenger RNA, 3492 nt
Organism: Thecamonas trahens ATCC 50062
Lineage: Eukaryota; Apusomonadida; Apusomonadidae
Product: STE/STE11 protein kinase
Exons: 3
Coding region: 40-3492 (1150 amino acids)
Biological process (GO): protein phosphorylation
Molecular function (GO): protein binding; protein kinase activity; ATP binding
Source: RefSeq, a predicted model, not a curated record
CGUCUUUCGCCGACCUCCGUCUUGUGAACGACAGUCUCCAUGACGUACCGAUGGAGCACAGUCGGAGAUGGCGGAGGAGCAGGUGGUAGGCCCGAAGCGCGGGAGAUGGCGGCGGCGGCGGCUGUCAAGGGCACGCUCUAUGUGUUUGGCGGCUACGGUGCUACUGCCGGUGAUGGACGGGUGCUGGGCGAUCUGUGGAUGCUGGACCCGGGGCUGGGCACGUGGUCUGAGCUGGCCUGCCCGCCGGAGGCUGCACCGUCGCCGCGGUUCGGUGCGACUAUGGUGGCAGUUGAUGCGGUGUUGGUGGUCUUUGGUGGGUGCGGCCCGCGCAACGUGCUCUACGGAGAUGUCCACAUAUUUGACACGCGGACACAGCUCUGGUCGCGGCUGGCGUCGUCGGGCGCCGGGCCGAGCCCGCGAUGGGGCUGUGGCGGCGCGGCGCUGGGAUCAGGCGAGCGGGUGGUCAUCUUUGGCGGUCUGGGGGGCGACGGGUACUCGAACGAGGUCUUUGCCCUCGAGCCGCAGACUGGGGCGUGGGAGGUUGUAGGCACGUCGGGUGCACCGAGCCCGCGGGCGCACGCGGUGGUUGCGAUGUGGUCGGGUGGGAGCGAGCGGGUGCCGUGCCUGGUGGUUCACGGCGGGUACUCGUCGAGCGAGGGAGUGCUCGGUGACACAUGCGUGCUCAAUCUUGCGACAGGCCAUUGGCGGAUGGUGGAGGUGAGCGCCGAGGCGCGAUACGGACACGUUGGAGUGCUCAUCGGCUCGACACUGAUGGUGCACGGCGGUCUGAGCGCUGCGCGGCGGUCGCCAGUGGCGCUGCUAAGCAAUGCGGUGGCGCUCAACCUCGAGGCACCGUCUGCCGGGUGGGUGCCGGCGUCGGGCGAAGACGAAGACGCGGCCGGGAUUGGGCGAGCGUUUGCGGUGAGUGCUGCGGUUGACUCGACCGGGUAUGUGUUUGGCGGCUACACGGCGCGGGAUGUGCUCUCGGCAGAGACGCUUUCGGUGCGGCUUCCGCCGCCGCCGCUGGUCACGCUUGGACUCGCCUCGCUGACGGCAGCCGGGGCUGCGUCUGCGGCAGUGGCGGUGGCAUCCUCAGGUGGUUCUGGCGGGCGCGGCAGCGCAGCGGGAGCAAAACCAGCGGUGGUCUCCUCGACAGUGGUGCUCAAGUGCAAAUUCAAAGGAGCGUUCAAGCUGCUCCGCAUCGAGAGGACGGAUCCGUUCACCAAGCUACAGACGCAGAUGGACGAGGCGUACAAGACGGCGGUGUACCUUUCAUGGCAGCGGGCGGACGGGACGCUGAUUGAUGUGAUCAACGCAGACGACUUUGCGUACAUGCUUGACGAACACGCGAGCAAGAAGAAGAUCGAUCUCAUUGUCCAGUGCGCGUCUGGGUCCGGGUCUGGGACGUCGGGCGGUGCCGUGCCGGGAACGCCGGACUCGCUGGUGCCUGGGCACGCUGGCUUUCCGCGGGUGUCGUCGCAGCCGACAAUGGGCGGGUCCAGCGGCUCGCCGCGUGCGAGUGUGCCGGCGAGUGUGCCGGCGUCUGGACUCAACGCGUCAAUGCCUGUGAUGGGCGCGACGACGCGUGGGCAGAAGCUGGGGGUGCGGUCGACGGCGGCGAUGCGGAUGUCGCAGCAGGGCCGACCGACGUACGGGCCGUCAGGGACGAUCCACUGGCAGAAGCGCGAGCUUCUGGGGUCGGGCGCGUUCGGCAAGGUGUACCUGGGCAUGAACGAGGCGACGGCGGAGCUGAUGGCGGUCAAGCAGGUGGUGCUCGACAACAUCUCCGAGUCAAACCAGGAAGAGCUGCUGGAGGUGGAGGGCGAGAUUGCGAUUCUGCAGGAGCUCUCGCACAAGCACAUUGUUCGGUACAUUGCGACUGAGCGGGCGACCAACGAGGACGGGCAAGCUGUGCUCAACAUUUUCCUCGAGUACGUGCCCGGCGGCUCGCUGGCCAAGCUCAUCCACAAGUACCCGGUGUCGGAGCGUGUGACGCGAUCAUACCUCAAGCAAGUUCUGCUGGGGCUAGAGUACCUCCACGAGAACGGCAUUGUCCACCGCGACAUCAAGUGCGCCAACAUCCUUAUUGCACCGGCGCAGCAGACCAUCAUCAAGCUCACAGACUUUGGGGCGGACGAUGUCGUCGGCGGCGCUGCACUCGUUCAAGGGCACGCCGUUUUUAUGGCGCCCGAGGUUGUUCUGCAGCAGCCGUACAACUCCCGGUGUGACAUCUGGUCUGUCGGGUGUGUGGCCAUCGAGCUGCUUACCGGGCGGCCGCCGUGGUCCGAGUUCUCGCCGGUUACGGCGCUGUUUAAGAUCGGCAAGUCGAACGACUCACCAAAGUACCCGGAGGGGCUCUCUGCGGCGGGCAUCGACUUUCUCAACCUCUGUUUCCGGCGCGAUCCAAACCAGCGGCCGUCGGCGGCGGAUCUGCUGCAGCACCCGUGGAUUGCAUCUGUGGACGAGGUUGCGGUCCCAUCACCGACGCCUGCGAUGGGCGGGGGACCGUCGGCGAUGGGUGCGAGUGCGACGCCGUCGCCGACCGGGAUGGCGACCAUGGGGAUGAACCCAAUGCAGUCUGUGGGCGGGAUGAACCCGAUGCAGUCUGUGGGCGGUGGGGGCUACCCUGGCCACCACGGUGGCGCGCCGAGUGGGUACCCGGGAGCGGGCGGGAUGCACGGCGGAGUGUCUGUGGCCGGCCCGCCGCCGGCAUCGUCGGCCUUACCGGGCUACCAUCCAGGGUUUUCGCCGCAGACGACGCCGACGUCGAGCUACACGCCUGCAAAUGGGUUUGCGGCAGGGUUUGCGGGCGCAUCACCGACGGCGGGCACCGCAAACCACGCGGUUGGCCCCGGUGGAGUGGCGCUGGGGCAGCAGCCAGCGUUUUCGUCGCCGGCGGACGUGUACUCGCUCGCGCUCUCUGAGCCGGAGCACCUCUCGCCCGAGGCGUUCUGGGAACGGUAUUUUGGGGUUCAGGCGCAGGCGGUGCUGAUGCCAAACUUCCUCUCUGCGCUUCAGGCGUACCUUGGGCUGUCACUCACAGCCGAGCAGCAGGGCUAUCUCAACGAGCUGUUCAACCCGCGCGGGCUUGGACAGCUCACGCUCGAUUCGCUCAAGUAUGCAUUGCAGUGGUUCGGACCGCUGCAUGAGAGCGUGCGGAUCUGCACCGAACUGAUGUCGAACCUCUGGUUCCAUGGAUUUAUCAACAAGGAUCAGACGGCGCGGGUGCUGACCAACGCGGCGCCGGGCGAGUUCCUGGUCCGUGUCUCUGAGUCGACGUCCGGCGGCUUUGUGGUGGCGUACAUCGACUCGCGUGGCGCGGUUAUCCAGUCCAAGCUGUACUCUGCGCCUGGCCGCGGCUACACGGGCGACCAGGGCCACACGUUCUACGACUCGCUGCCGGCGCUCAUCCAGGCGUACUCGGCCAAGCUGCGGAUGGGCAAGCCGCGAAUGAGCUCGGACACGUCGGGCUACACGCAGCUCUCGAUCUGA